This is a messenger RNA of Nematocida minor, 1230 nucleotides long. RefSeq lists its product as uncharacterized. The record is from RefSeq and is a predicted model, not a curated record. Lineage: Eukaryota; Fungi; Microsporidia. The transcript has a single exon. The coding region runs from base 1 to 1230 and encodes 409 amino acids.
AUGCAGGAAGAUGAUAUAUUUGAGUUGUUCUUUGAAGAAACGGUCCAUAAAGAAAUAUCACAGAACGAGUUUAAAGAUGCGCACACACAGAAUCUGAAGAGACGGUGCGCUGAAUACUAUGCUGCUCAGAAGAGAAAAUGGGAGGGCUUCAAAGGAUUCUCAUUUGGAUUCAACCCCAUUGAAAAGUUUAAAGAUAUUCCUGUGAUUUGCACCAUUUCUCUAUACCCCGAGUACGUAAUAGUAGGGCCCCUGGAGAAAGAGGGAAUUAAGCACAACUACACAGAUGUCAUUAACACUUUGCUCUCCUACGUGAAUAGAAAUCUAGUGCAUCCCUACCUGUUAGAUCUUCUGGACAGAGGAGACUACCCUUUCUACGACAAUAACAUCGUGGUAGAGGUAGUAGACUACAGAGACAAUGAGCCUAUUUCAAAUAGAGUGCUUUUAAAGGGAGCUAUAGCAGGCAUGCCCUAUACACACGGGGUGCUGCUCUCUACCAAGACAGAAGAGUCUGUGGAAGCAGAGAUAUACUCCAAGACAGCAAGCAUAUGUUUAGACCCGUCACCAGAGGUCUUUGAGGUGCUGAAGCUACACGACUACAACAUAAGAAAAUACGACAGCAUGAAAAUAGAUAAAAAACAGAAAGUAAAAGUGCAAAUAAGCGGAGUGAUACGAGAGUACAGAAGAGUAGAAAACACAAAGAAAAACGAAGCAUAUUUAGGCCUGGAGAGAGCCAUCAAUCCAAGGAUCUACAGAACAGCUAAGUUCAUAGGAGGAAAUAUCCACUACUCCAUCAAUGCGAUUGCCAAUACGGACUAUAUUGAAGUCGUAUUUAGAAAAGGAGACAUCGUAAAUACGGCAGUGGGUGGGUUUAUUACGAAAAGAAAAUUCACAUCACCUGCCCAGAUAGAUCUGUACAUUGACAGCACCAAAAAGCUGUUGGAGAUGUACCACACAGAUCUGAAGUGCAUAUGCGAUAUAUCUGCCAAUCCGAGAAAGUCAAAGCACUACACGGGCGGCACGUCGCCGUAUCAGAGACUGCAGAACGAAGAAACAGACAGCAGAAGGCAGAAUAUGUUCAUCAGCAGAGGGCCGGCUGCACCGAUGGAGAGACACAUGAGGUAUAUGAAGCCAGAAAGCAUAGAAGACCCAAAUGCUCCAGAGGAAAGAAGACAGGGGAGCAAAGAGAUGGAUGACUUCAAUUUUGACUACGUGAAUAAGAAGUUCACAUAA